Sinocyclocheilus anshuiensis is the source of this 2406-nucleotide messenger RNA. RefSeq names its product solute carrier organic anion transporter family member 1C1-like. The coding region runs from base 133 to 2121 and encodes 662 amino acids. The record is from RefSeq and is a predicted model, not a curated record. NCBI's taxonomy places the organism in Eukaryota, Metazoa, Chordata, Actinopteri, Cypriniformes, Cyprinidae. Gene Ontology annotation, cellular component: basolateral plasma membrane. Gene Ontology annotation, biological process: sodium-independent organic anion transport; bile acid and bile salt transport; transmembrane transport. Gene Ontology annotation, molecular function: protein binding; bile acid transmembrane transporter activity. The transcript is spliced from 16 exons.
CACAGGCGUAUGCAGAGACCCAGAAACACGUCUUCUCUCCAAGAGGGAGGAUACUCCCUCUGCCCAUGUCAGGGUUUCUGAUUGGGAGGGGAGAAUUAAACCGAACUAGAUCUGAGAGGAUUAUCAGAAAACAUGUCUGAGCCUGCUGCAGAGGACAAUGGUAAGCCGACCAGCCAUUCCUGCAUUCCAGGAAUAAAGGCCCCAAAGGACCCCUGUUGCUCCAGUCUAAAGAUUUUUAUUGUGGCCCUUUCCUUCGCCUACUUUUCCAAAACUCUGUCUGGGACCUACAUGAAAAGCGCCAUCACUCAGAUUGAGAGGAGAUUUGACCUUUCCAGCUCCGUUGUGGGCCUCAUUGAUGGAAGUUUUGAGAUGGGUAACCUGCUCUUUCUGGCAGUGGUUAGUCAUUUUGGGGCAAGACUACACAGGCCGCGACUCAUAGGGAUGGGUUGCUUCCUCAUGGCCAUUGGCUCAGCUCUCACUGGACUACCACACUUUUUCAUGAGGCAGUACGAGUAUGACACAGUAAUGCAAGGCUUUCUAAAUAAGACUGUCAGUAUAUCUCCUUGUCAGUAUCCCAUGGUUCCAAACAAUUACUCAAAUGCACACAUUCAGUCGUCUAACAACACUGGAACAGAUUAUGUGAAGGACACUGGAUCUAGUAUGUGGAUCUAUGUGUUCUUGGGUAACGCUCUCAGAGGAAUUGGAGAGACACCAGUCACACCGCUUGGCAUAUCUUAUAUUGAUGACUUUGCAAAAGCAGAAAACUCAGCGUUUUACAUUGCGUGUCUUCAGACCAUUAUGCUGCUGGGUCCCAUGUUUGGAUUCCUACUAGGCUCCAUGUGUGCCAAACUGUAUGUGGAUAUUGGAUUUGUCAGUGUUGAUAGUGUGACCAUCACUACACAGGAUGCACGCUGGGUGGGCGCUUGGUGGCUGGGAUUCUUUGUGUCAUCUGCCAUCUUAGUACUUGCUGGUGUUCCUUUUUGGUUCCUGCCCAGAUCUUUACCCAUACAAGGAGAGGAAUGGAAUGAAAACUUUAAUGUGGAUCAGGGCAACAAGGAGCAAUCUGUCCUCCCAAACACACACUCAGUGAAACUGGCCAACAUUUCAAAAGGAUUCCUGCCUUCCCUAAAAAGACUCCUGUGCACUCCUGCAUACUUCCUGUUGCUGUGUGGGAUUGUUUUGAAGUUCAACUCUUUCAUCGGCUUGCUCACCUUCAAAGCCAAAUACAUGGAGCAACAGUUUGGCCAGUCUGCAUCAAGAGCAAACUUCCUUACCGGUGUCCUGAUCCUGCCUGUGGUUGCUGUGGGAAUAUUCCUGGGUGGUUUGUUAAUGAAAAUAUACAAGUUGAGUGUCGUGGCAGGGGCUCAGCUCUCCUUCAUCACCUCCCUCACAGCCUACCUUCUGUGUGACAAUGUGCCUGUGGCAGGGCUUACUGUGUCCUACAAUGGGACCCCUGAAAUAUCACAUGAUGAGCACUCACUCAUGUCUCAGUGUAACCAGGACUGUUCCUGCUCUACAUCUGAAUGGGAUCCUGUGUGCUCUGACAGUGGCAUUACAUACGUGUCGUCCUGUUUGGCUGGAUGCACCUCCUCCACUGGACAAGGCAAAAACACGGUUUUUCACAACUGCAGCUGUGUCUUAACCCCCUCACCAGUAGAGGGCAGCAGAUCUGUGUCUCUAGGCCAGUGUCCUCGUGGGCCAGGAUGUACUCGGAGUUUCACCUCCUACAUGGCGGUAUCUGUCCUCAGCUCCUUCAUCAACUCGCUGGGCACUACACCUGGAUACAUGAUCACUAUACGAUGCAUUACACCUGAGCUUAAGUCGCUGGCGUUGGGUAUUCAAACUCUUGUGAUGCGAACACUAGGUGGUAUUCCUGCUCCUGUAUAUUUUGGAGCUCUCAUUGACUCAACGUGUUUAAAAUGGGGAGUAAAGGGCUGCGGGCACAGAGGAGCCUGUCGUAUGUACGACUCAAAUAUGUACAGAGUGAUCUUCUUGAGCCUGACCACAUGUUUAAGUGGAUGUUCCUAUUUAUUCAUCAUUGCUGUUAUUGUGCUUCUGCGGAAGCAGUUUAGAAAAGAAGAAGUCAAAGCAUUACAGCAAACAGCCAGCAAGCAAAAUUAAACCGAACUUCAGUCUCCAGAGAUGUGCCAUCCUGACUGAUCCAAAACUGAUACUGUUCCCAGAGAAAAAACAGCAAGCACCAAUACUGAAUGUUAGCGAUGAGCUAUCAUCUUUUGUAGCUCUUUCAGGGAAUUUAGGAGACAGUGCUGAUACAUUAAUGCGUGAAGAACUACUAAUAAAAUCAAUGACCAGGACAGCAGACCAUAAGAAAACCAAUGCAAGUCAUAACACUCUUUAUGCUCUACUGUACUAUGUGUUUCAUGAUCCAGAGCUUGUAUCUCUUAA